GGCAUGUGGAGACUUUGUUUGUAAGCUUGUAGGAGACAGUGAAACGCAGCAUAUUCAUAAUGAGGCAGAUUGAGGGGCACAUUGCAGAGCGCAUCACAUUAUAUCCUUUUUGAGAUCUUGUGUUAUACCGUAUGGGUGCUUUAACCAUUUGCUAAUCCCUCCCAGUUAGUGAAGCAAGCAACUGAUUAAGUUUCCAAGUAGCAACGAAAGCAGAUCCUUUUUUUUAAAAAAAAGCCUUAAUUAAAUCCUGAAAUCUAUCGAAACCUUUAUUGGCGUUGCGUUAUUUCUAGUGUUGCGUUUUUCCCACACAAAUGAUACCGAAACGGACCUAUUUUCGGGUCGGGUCGGGUUAAACAUUUCGCAGGCAGAACCGGUUAUUUCUCCCAUUAAUUUAUUUAUGGGAAAAACGUGUUUUUCUCUUCAUUAGUUCAAGUCAGGUCAGGUCUUCUUGCUGCAAACCCCUCCGUGGGAAGCCUUUCAACAAUCAGAAGAAAUUCUUCAUUUUUUUUUUCCAAUUCGUCGCUUUUUCCGAAGAAGAAUAAGAAACAGACGGAGAAGAAGAAAGCCCAAUUAUCAGGAAGACCUAGUCUCAUUUGGGUUUGGACCCGAAUACCCGGAAAUGAAGGGAGGUGGGAAGAAGAAGACCCAGGCGGUGAACGACACCGUCGAGGCCGAGACGGCGGGGGGAAACGCUAGCGACAGCAAGAAGAGGGCCGUCUUCGGCGCCGGAGAAGACGGCGGCGGAGGAAGAGGUGGUGACGGUGGGGAGUUGGUUCUUCGCGGGGUGGGUAAUGAUGAACGUAAGGAGGAUGGGGCAGAAGAAGGGGAAGGAGAAGAAGCUGAAGAUGGCGAAGAUGAUGGUGCAGAAGACGAAGAAGGAGGGCAAGAGGAAAGGCCGAAGCUAGACGAAGGGUUCUUCGAAAUCGAAGCUAUUCGUCGUAAGAGAGUUAGAAAAGGCAAGCUACAGUAUCUUAUUAAAUGGCGUGGAUGGCCCGAAACUGCAAACACUUGGGAGCCUUUGGAGAACCUCCAAUCUUGCUCUGAUUUUAUCGAUGCAUUUGAGGAAAGCCUGCGACCAGGAAAGCAAGGUAGGAAGCGGAAACGCAAAUCCGGAUGGCUUCAAUCCCACACAAAGAAGAAGCAGCAGCAGCAACCUCGUCCAAUUUCCACUUCUCGUGAUGAUGGUAUGGGCGUUCUAACUGUUGCCAUUGACAAAUCUCCAUCUUCUACAUCUCCAAAGAACUCUACUAUUCCCGACAUUGCGGCACCGACAGACCUCAAUGGUCCGACUCAAAAAGAAGAUCGGGAAGUGAAAAAAACCUACGUAGACAACAACCAAGUCGAUGAAGACAGUGGCAGUGGUGAUGCAGACCAGAUCAGUUCGAAGAAAGAGGAGAAAGAAUACGAUCCCACACUUAAUGAACUCAGAGGACCGGUGUCUCGUAGUGAGGUCCGUGCAAAUAACUCUGUGGGGUGUUCCCAUGGUGGUGCCAUUGGUUCUGAAGGUGAUGUUCCGAGAAACGGGUUUGUCAAGGCUGGUCCUAAGGAGGCUGGUAAGGGCAGUCGGUGCAUAGGGGCCAAGAGAAGAAAGUCCGGUUCCGUGAAAAGAUUUAAACAAGAUGAUACCGUGAGUGACCCUAACAAGAAUCCGGAUCUUGCUCGUGAUUUGAUUAGAUUGGAUUCUUUUGGCGCAAUUUCGAGGCUAGGGACCGAGUAUAAUGGCAUGAUGGAAAAUAGUUUGUCCCAGAGAACCAAGAUGGAAGAGGUGAAUAUAACAAAGAUACUCAAGCCGAUGAGUUUUUCAGCGUCUGUAUCAGACAAUGUUCAGGAUGUGUUCGUGACCUUCAUGGCACUACGGUCUGAUGGGGAAGAAGUGAUGGUGGACAACAGAUUUCUAAAGGCUCACAACCCUCUUCUGUUGAUCGACUUCUACGAGCAGCAUCUCAAGUACAAUCCUACUUCUUCUUGAUUUAUAUGUAUUACACGGAAUAAAAUAGGUAAGAAAAUUGUUUGUACACAGCAUUGCAAUUCUGUAGGUAGGUUAGGGUUUUCUUCUUCUUUGUGUGUAGCUAUGAUUUGUAGGUGUUGUUCCACGUCUCUGCGUUCUUAAGAUGAGAUCAUCCCUAUGCUUUAUAACGGUUCACUCUACAUGCUAUUGAUCUUUUCAUCAA
Messenger RNA from Tarenaya hassleriana, 2171 nucleotides. RefSeq names its product chromo domain-containing protein LHP1. Gene Ontology annotation, cellular component: nucleus. Lineage: Eukaryota; Viridiplantae; Streptophyta; Magnoliopsida; Brassicales; Cleomaceae. The record is from RefSeq and is a predicted model, not a curated record. Bases 620 to 1969 code for a protein of 449 amino acids. Gene Ontology annotation, biological process: heterochromatin formation. The transcript has 6 exons.